AUGGAGGUCCGAUCAGCCCUAUUGGCCAACCUGACCGAUGUGGAGAAAAGCAUCAAGCAUCUUGUUACAGAGGCAGUAAGUAGUUCAAUAAGUAAUGUAGCUACCAGUAGCUGUAGCACGGAUAUGUCAUCUAAAGACGUGUUUGAGCAUUACAAGGCUGCCGCUGCUUCUUCAGGCAGGAAGGAGGACAGUAAGAGGACUCGAGGGGAGAGCAGUAAAACUGCCCCAAAGAAGGCCCGAACUGAGGACCCUCCAGCCACUGUUCCAUCGAAGGAUAACACGCCACCUCCAUCGCCACUCGAGCAGCCGGGUUCAACUCCUCCGGUUGAUCAGGACGCUACUCCUCCAACAAUUGUCGACCAGCAUCCCACACCUCAGGACCCUACCAGCCGAACACACCGCACUCAGCCCUCUCAGCCCGAAUGCUCCCUGUCUAGCUCCGUGGUUAGCUCAACCAGGGAGAGGAUAUACAAGCUCUCCAAACACAAACGUAGUCAAGAGGCCAUUGACGACACUAUUUCCAUGGAGAUCGACCAAAUACUCAACUAG
This is a messenger RNA of Humulus lupulus (European hop), 549 nucleotides long. RefSeq lists its product as uncharacterized. Bases 1 to 549 code for a protein of 182 amino acids. The transcript has 3 exons. NCBI's taxonomy places the organism in Eukaryota, Viridiplantae, Streptophyta, Magnoliopsida, Rosales, Cannabaceae. The record is from RefSeq and is a predicted model, not a curated record.